GAGAGAGGAGACCGCCGAGGUCCCCACAGCUCCCUGUGUGUCCCCGUACACAGCAGCGCUCGCCCAGCCAGACAGCGCGCCGCACUAGUGCCCUGUAGGUGUAUGCACAUGAUAUAUACAUAUAUACACACACAGGGCUGGUGACUGUCUCCCAUCACACAGACCUAUAGGUGUAUACACAUAGAGCAGCGGUCUGUGUGAUGUGCAUAGGUCUGAGUACACGGCGCAGUGGCUGUUGCCCUUACAUGGUCUCCAUAUCCCGGUGUGUAUGAGGAGAGUCUUCCCCGGGCCCAGGCACAUACGCAGCUGCAAUCCCUGUCCCGGCUCUGCACACCCCAUAGGCUAGCUGCUCAGUGAUACACAGGGUGCGGAUCACACGGCGGCCCCCGAUCAUCUCUGGUUCCACAGAAGAAUGUCUGCGACCAGCGUGGAUCAGAGACCUAAAGGACAGGGAAACAAAGUUACAGUACAGAACGGUUCAAUGCAUCAGAAGGAUGCUGUAAACGAUGAUGACUUUGAGCCAUAUCUAACUAGCCAGACAAAUCAGAGUAAUAGCUAUCCACCAAUGUCAGACCCUUACAUGCCUAGUUAUUAUGCUCCAUCCAUUGGAUUUCCUUACUCCCUUGGCGAGGCUGCAUGGUCCACCGCGGGAGACCCACCAAUGCCAUACUUGUAUGGACAGAUGAGCAAUGGGGAACACCACUACAUACCGGAUGGAGUGUUUAGUCAGCCUGGAGCUUUGGGGAACACUCCUCCUUUCCUAAGCCAGCAUGGGUUUAAUUUUUUUCCUGGGAAUGCAGAUUUCUCCACAUGGGGGACAAGUGGAUCUCAGGGACAAUCAACGCAAAGUUCUGCAUAUAGCAGCAGCUAUGGAUACCCACCUAGUUCCCUUGGUAGAGCUAUCGCUGAUGGGCAAGCUGGUUUUGGCAGUGACACUCUGAGCAAAGUACCAGGUAUUAACAGCAUCGAGCAAGGAAUGACAGGACUGAAAAUCGGUGGAGAUAUGACUGCUGCUGUAACAAAAACUGUCGGUUCAGCUUUGACUAGUAUAGCCGCAAACAGCGUGCCUCCAGUUAGCAGUUCAGCACCCAAACCAACCUCUUGGGCUGCCAUUGCUCGAAAGCCAGCGAAACCUCAGCCUAAACUAAAACCCAAGGGCAAUGUGGGUAUUUGUAGCACUGCAGUUCCCCCACCGCCUAUAAAACAUAACAUCAAUAUUGGAACUUGGGAUGACAAAGGGGCUGUGGUAAAGGCCCCUCUUACCCAACCAGUUCUGCCUCCUCAGCCUGUAAUUCAACAGCCUCAGCCAUUAACUCAACCUCUACCCAUGGUGCAAAACCAACUGCCUCAACAGCAGCUUCAGCAACAGCCACAGCAGCAACAAGGACCUCAGCAGCAGGCUCCAACACACCAGGUACAGCAGCAGCUUCAAAACCGCUGGGUGGCACCUAGGAACAGGGGAGUGGGCUUCAAUCACAACAAUGUAUCUGGCAAUGAGAACUUUGGCUUAGGUGUUGUUCCUGUUAGCUCCUCACCUUCUGGUGUUGAGGUUCACCCUGUAUUGGAGAAACUGAAGGCCAUAAACAACUAUAAUCCCAAAGACUUUGAUUGGAGUCUAAAAAACGGGCGUGUGUUUAUAAUAAAGAGCUACUCUGAGGACGAUAUUCACCGUUCUAUUAAGUACUCCAUCUGGUGCAGUACUGAACAUGGCAAUAAGCGUUUGGAUGCUGCAUUCCGGUCUUUGAAUGGUAAAGGCCCACUCUAUUUGCUCUUCAGCGUAAAUGGAAGUGGACAUUUUUGUGGUGUUGCAGAGAUGAAGUCUAUUGUGGACUAUAAUGCAUAUGCUGGAGUCUGGUCCCAAGAUAAGUGGAAGGGAAAGUUUGAAGUGAAAUGGGUCUUUGUCAAGGACGUUCCCAACAAUCAACUGAGACAUAUUCGUUUGGAAAACAAUGAUAAUAAGCCUGUUACCAACUCAAGGGACACUCAAGAGGUACCCCUAGAAAAAGCCAAGCAAGUCCUUAAAAUAAUUGCGACUUUCAAGCAUACAACCUCUAUCUUUGAUGACUUUGCACAUUAUGAGAAGCGUCAGGAAGAGGAGGAAGCCAUGCGUAGGGAGAGAAAUAGAAACAAACAAUAAUUGUAUGGAGUUAGUACUGCUCUAAAAACAACACUAAUGAUGCAGACUGGAAAUCGCCUAACUUGUCGAAGAAAACAUGACUUAUGCUUUUUAUUUCUGCUUAUGGCAACAUCUUGAAACUCUACCAUAAAAUUAACUUUUUUUUUUUUUUUUUUUUUUUCCACCCCGACCCUUGCAUACUGGUUUCAGCAAUGCAUCUAUCCUUGUACUCUUCACCAAACACACCCGACUACUUCGUCAAGCACUUUCUAUCCUGGAGCUUUUAUCAGUAACUGUCGUCUUUUUGUAAUCAAGCAUCCUAGCAAAGACGCAGGAGACUCAUUAAAUGCAAGGAUACCUUCUCCCUUUCAGUUUGUUUAAUACUAACAACUGUUAUAAAAGUGGUUAGUUAAUGAUGUGAGAUUCACUCGGCUUUUGUUUUUUAUUUUUAUUGUCAUAUUUUUUAGUUGUUGGAAAAUUAAAAAAAUGAAUCAUGCCAUAUUUAAUUCAGGAGUAAACUCUAGUUGUCCAUUAAGAUUUACUGUGGUGACAUCAGUAUGGCGAACCUAACCCACAGAAUCCUAGAGACCUUUUCUUUCAUUUUGUUUUGGUGUAAGAAUGUUAAAGUACAGCUUUGUGGGCACCAAGUUUUACUGACCAAUGUAAUUGUGCUUAUUCUCAUUUACUGCCAGGCGCAGGGGAUGCAGCUGUCUUGUCAGUAAUGAGCGCAAGCCGGCGAGUUCAUGUUUCAUACCACUUGUGUCACAAAUCUCUGUUUUCAGUAAAUGCACCUCCGUACCCGUGAGGCUUUUUGUGACCUAUCUAAUUACAUUUAACUUGAACUCUUAUUACGGAGUGUUAGCAAAUCUGACUAAGUGCUCUCAUGAACUAGGAAUAUACUCCUCUAAUUCACUAGCGUAAUAAACUUUUUUUUUUUUUAUUAGCGAGCAUACAUGUGGAAUUUGGCACUUUCUAUUUUCCCAAUUCAUUUGUUUGGCUCUUUCAGCUCUUAAUAAAUAACUGUGGGUGCUAUUCAGCCGUCUAUUUAAGCCUAGUCCUGAUAAGUCCCACUGCCCACUUUGUGAUUUGCUUUAAGUGCCUCUUCUGUUUUAUUUUUAGGUUUUAUUCUAGUUUAGAGAAAUGAUAAUCUGGUAAUGUGUUGCAGACAAAUGUAUUAAUGUAUAUGAGCCUCUGUAAAGCAGGUGCAAUUGUGCAUUCUCUAAAAAAAACAAAAAAAAAACUUUCUAGCUUAAUGUAGUGCGAACUUGGGAUCCUCCUACGGUAGAAAUGUUUUUCUAUGCGAAAUAUGUCUGUCCAGCAUAAAUACUAAAGAUUCUGUUACUUGCUGUCAUUCAGUUAUGUUUUGUCCUCUGAUUUCAUAGUAAAAAGAUUAACACAUUGACAUUUCUGAAACAAAUUUUAGAUACCGUAUAAUUUUCUUUAACGCAAGUUAAUGCUUUUAUAUCUACUGGUGAGAGAAAAGUCUAUAUGUAUUUCCAUAAAGAAAUAAAUUGACGAUGAAACAUGGCACACCAAAAAUAAUUCACUGAAACUGGUGAAACAACCACUUAAUGCAUAUUCUAUGUUAAUGGUGUAAUAAUGGCAAAAUGAAAAGAAAGUGUGGUAUUUUGUAAAGGGGAAUUGUUAGCGCUUAAGAUGAAGAGUUACUUUAUCCUACAGCACACAAGGAGGCAUUCAUUUUGUGGGCGUUCAUGGAAAUCCUGCUAAGAACUAGUGACAUCACAAAAACAUGACACACUAUGGGGUCUAUUUACUAAGCCUUGGCUGGAGAGAAGGUCGCUGGAGAUAAAGUACCAGCCAAUCUGCUCCUAAAGGCCCAUACACACUGGUCGAUAUAUCGGUCGUUCUCUUGAACGGCCGAUAUAUCGCGAGUCCGUCGGCCAGUGUGUACACGCCCGCCCAGUUCAUGACGUCAGUCCCCGACGGAUCGGGCAGUGUGUAUGCACAGCACACUGCCCGAUCCGUCCAUAGAUAUAUCUAUUAGUGUGUACCCACCUUAACUGUCAUGUUACAGGCUGGGCUUGAAAAAUGACCGUUAGGAGCCAAUUGGCUGGUACUUUAUCUCCAGUGACUUUAUCUCCAUCCAAGGCUUAGUAAAUAGACCCCAAUGGGUCUUAUUCAGAGUUGGACACUAAGCUAGAGGUUCUCAAACGCAGUCCUCAAGGCACCCCAGUGGUCCAUAUUUUUGGUAUAUCCAUGGUUAUACCACAUAUGGUUAAAUCAAAUUGACAAAGGUGCUGAUUAAGUCACCUUUGGCCAAGCAUGGAUAAACUUAAAACAUAGCCUGUUGGGGUACCAUGAGGACUGCGUUUGGGAACCUCUGCACUAAGCAUUAGCACCUACAACAGUUGCCUCAGCUGCUACUGCUAAACUGUGCUAAUGCCACAGGAGGCAUCUUGUAUAGCUAGACGCCUUCUGCUAGCUUUUGUGAUCUGCUAUGUCUGAGGAUGCAGCAUCAGAUCUGCAAAAACAUUGGCCAUCUACGUAACCUCAGGUUAUGCAGAAUGGCCGGUGUUUUCAUGCUGUUGGGGCCAGGAAAUCUGCUUCAGAAAACACAGACCCUGGACUCUGCAUGCCUACAAAUGGGGGAAGCCCCCCCCCCCCCCCCUUGUUUUGUAAGAUGCUCACCGUAGCUGCCUCCAUCAGCACUGUGGCUUGCGGGCAUUGCAGAAGGAUGUUUGCGUACAAUGCUGAAUCAGGCUGUAUAUAUCACUGUGUUAAUGAGCAAGCGCUAACGGUAAUGUUAUGUAGUAACUGAGAAAUAUUAACCAAAUGAGGCAUAAAAUUCAAUAUAUUAUAAAACGAUAUAAUAAAAUAAAUUUAUGCCUCAUUUUAUUAUAUUUUAUGAUUUGUUACAUUUGUUUUAUUAUAUCGUUUUAUAAUAUAUUGAAUUUUAUGCCUCAUUUGGUUCAUUUUUCUCAGUAACUGCAUAACAUUACUGUCAGCGUUUGCUCAUUAACAUAUAAGCUAACGAGAUUUAUUGUAAGCGAGCUGCUUUACAUAACAGCGCUGGAUGUCAACCCCCACUAUAUAUAUCUCACCAGUUCUUAGUGAACCAAUAGACUAAAGGGCCCUACACACUGGCAGAUCUCACUGCACGAUAUGAACGUUCUCGUUCAUUAAUGAACGAGAAUUUGUUCAUAUCGUGCAGUGUGUAGGCACCAACGAUUAAUGAUGCGCGGCCCCGCGCUCGUUAAUCGUUGGUGCCCCGUCGCUUAUACAUGGAGGCCAAUAUGGACGAGAUUGUCCAUAUUAGCAUGCAUUGCUAUGAAGCUGGGUGACGGGGGAGUGAAGAAACUUCGAUCCCCCGUCACCUCACCCCCGCCGCUGGGUCGCCCGUCUGCCGUAUCGGCAGUUGGGCAGCUCGGCGGCAGGUCGCCCAGUCUGUAGGGCCCUUAAUAAUCUAUUCAGCCUUUGAGAAGGCUGCAUCCAUUGUGUGUAGGUGACAUGUAUGGCCUUAAAGGUAACCUGUGCCUAAGACUGCUAUUGAUAUCUGUUAUGAUGGAGCAAAAUCACCAAAUGAAAAGGUUUUUGUAUCUAAAAUCACGCAAGUCUGUAAACAUUUCUUGUUUUGUCUCUCAAAUAAGUUAUACACAUGACCUUCCCAUGGAUUCUUGGGCACAUAAGCAUGGUUUUUUGUAUGUUUUUGCAAGCAUUUAAUUAUCAAUGAAUGUGUAUAGUAUUGUCAGCUGGCAAAUAGAAAGACAUCUGAAAAUUAGUUCUUAUAUAAUCUUUAAGUGACCUGUUCUUCGUGACGUGAUUGUUUUUAUUCCUUUUUAUGUUUUGCGUAAGAAAACUUGACAUAUUGCCACAUCUAAACCCCCCACCCCCCGCCCUUCCUCCAGAAAUCUUAAAGCUUAGACUCCAAAGAGGGAUUGUUUUUAUGCAAAUGCUUUUAAAGAACUAUGCUUGUUUAAAUGGAUUUAAUCUUUUAGUCGACAGUCUCCUCUUUUUUUAACGGUACUAUUAUAUCAGAAUUAUUUUUAAGAGAAAUUUUGCCCCAAAGUGAUUAUAUGCUAAGUAAGCAAUUCUGUACCAUAAGUAAAUUGGUGGUUUAUUGUAGACUCUACUUUCUAUUAGUGAUGUAAGGAGUAGAGCACCUUUGUGACAGAUCGUAAAGGAACACUAGUAUGCUAUCUGGUAGCCCUUGCUUCAUUUAGGAGAUGAAAUCAAAAUUGCCUAAUACGUGUAAUACGUAUUCCACUAUACAUUUUUUUUUCCCCUGAGCUUGUAUGAAUAUAGAGCCCUCAUAUUGCCAUGCCACUAAGAAAGUGGAAAGUUUUCGUGAAUCAACUGAGAAGUAUGUUGCACUGGUUUGCUUCACUGCAAAGUAUAUUCCUGAUACCUCCUUUAAUUAACCUUGUGACCGCUUGUAUGUUCAUCUAGUACUGUGGGCAAUACUGUUCACAUCUCCAGUAUUGGACUUGCUAACUAGUUUUAUGCAUAGCUCCCAUAUUUGCAGUCUUUAUCUGUCAAGAAUCCGUGUUUGUGGAUUUAGAGAAUGUGACUUUCUCACUAGCUGCUGCAGUAUUGUAACCCAUUUAAAUACACAACAGAGAUAGGUGGAAAUACUACAUAGCGUUACAAUGGUCUGUAUUACUGUAUGCCUGUCAAACAAAAAGAAACUUUUUAUUCUUCUGUUAAACUCUGUAUAGUGCUAUUUUUAAGAUACGUGCUUGCUGUCUUUGAACCAUUUCACUUGGUUAUUUCAUAGUGUUCACAUGUAAUGUACUUGGCUCCAGUGGUGGUAAUCUCGUUGUUGUUGGCAAACUAAAAACCUUAGGAAGCCCUGCUGACCAUUCGGCAACUUAAGAAUAGCGCCGGGAAUUAGCUCCCGACGCUAUUCAAUUCAGCUCCAGUUAAGUCGACGAUGUCCCGUUCUCGCCGACUAAACAGGUUGAAUUGUCGGGAGAACGGGCAUUCUCCGACUUAACUCCCCGACGCGAGGCUGAUUCCUGACAGAAUCAGCCUCGCGCCAGCCGCGAGGCAGCACUUUUGUCGGGUUUCUUCUCUCAUCCCCCGGGGAUGAGAGAAGAAUUCCCGACAAUUGCAGGUCACUAGCAGCUGAAUUGAAUAGCGUCCGGAGCUAAUUCCCGGCGCUAUUCUUAAGUUGCCGAAUAGAAUUGACCCCAAGGUGUAUUUCCUGUACCAUGGGUAAAGCCACCGGUGUGCCAGAUGCUUUUUUUUUUAACCAAUAGUAGUUUGCAUUCUUGUUAGUAGUGUUUUAGACUUUUCAUUAUGUUGAAAUGCAAGAAUAUGGAAGUAAAAGCAUACUAGAGAAUGCAAAUAACACUGCCAUUGAGUACAAUAACACUAGAAAAGAUUUCUAGAGCUGUGUUUCCAAAAGCCGCCGCUCCCGGAGGGUUGGAGGAGAAAUUUGGCGCACUCAGUCCGUGUAAAGCACAUAAGGAUUUACAUGGACUGCAAGCGCCAUUUCAAAUGUUAAGCUCCCACUCAUCCGGUAAGCCGCUGCUUCGUCAAUUAAGCUCCUAGUGUCAUACCAGCUUACAUGUACUGUAUUUUGGGUGUAGUAUGGUAUGCCGGUGGCCGGGAUCCCGGCGGCCAGCAUACCGGCGCUGGGAUACUGACCGCCGGCAUACCGACAGCUGGUUGAGCGCAAAUGAGCCCCUUGCAGGCUCGCUGCGCUCGACACGCUGCGGACACGGUGGCAUGCUACACACGCCACUCUACACUCCCUCCAUGGGGGUCGUGGACCCCCAAGAGGAUGAAUAGUUCUGUAUGCCUGGUGUCGGGAUCCCAACAGCCGGCAUACUGAAUACUACCCUGUAUUUUAAUCAUGUUACAAAUACAUGUCAAGUGAGUAAAAAAAAUAAAAAAAUGCCAGUGGGUAAAUACCCCAUGCCAUCUGGUGGGGGGUAAUAGCCUAAUAAACAGAAGGAAGAGUAUAUGGGGGGAGGUGUCUUUUCAUGAAGCAGUGAAAAGAGUGGAGAAGUGAGCCCAUGGAGAAGUUGCCCAUGGCAACCAAUCUGCUUUGAAGUAACAUUUAUCAAGUACAUUCUAUAAAAUUAUACGUAGCAGCUGAUUAGUUCACUCUUUUCACUGGUUCAUGAAUAGAUCCCACAUUAUGAUGGGAACGGUGCAGUUUGCACCUGCUCGAUGCAGAUUGGUCUGUUAGACCUGUUAAAUGGUCACAUUAUAUGCUGCAAUAUCGUGAUAUGGUAUCUGGAAAGCUUUAAAUUUAAUCAAGAUUUUUUAUUUAGUGCACAUUAAGUCCUCAGAAUACGUUACAAUCCUCAAGUGCUAUACCAGUAUUGUGAGCAGAUUUAUGAUGCCUGCUCUUAAUCUUAAGAAUAUUUUUUUAAACUAUUUUCACAAUGUAUUUUCCCUAAUUUUUUCAGUAGUAGUUAAUUACUGUUGAAUACUUAUCCAUCCAAAGCUUAAAAUCCUAUUAUGGUACAGGUUAACAGUUUUAAUUAAGAUUUCUAACCACAAGCUCAGUCAGGUUGUAUUAAAAAAAAAAAAAACAACAACUUUAUUAUAUACCUAUAUUAAAAAAAAUAUAUACAUAUAUAUGAAGUAGCUGGCAUUUGGGUUGUAAUCAAUCUGGAUAUGUCGUCUAAAUAUAGAAAUGUGUAGUAAAAUUAUAUAAUUUUAUGCAGCAAAAAAAAGAAAAAAUGUAAAAAAACUUGCUCGGUUGCUGGUGUUUUUAAAGGGAUCUCUAGUUUUAUUGCAAAGUUACAUUUCACAUAGGGUACACUUUUGCACCUGGCAUUAAAAUGAAAACUUCUGACUGCACGAAAUAGAGGGUAAAAAAAAAAAAAAAAGUUACACAUUUCUUUAAUUUGUUACAAUGUAUGUUUUUGAAAAUCUAAUUACAGGAAUAAUCCAGUUGUAUUACACAGUUGUGCCUCUGCAUCACUCUGCCGUUUGUGAGAACUGUGGUGACCUGGUCUUGUACAACUAAAUUUUAUGUAUGCGAUUAAAAAGUUUAGAUAUCCCAUAUACUGUAUACGAAUACGGCAGAGCAAAAUAGUCCUUACAGAGCUGGAAAAUAAACCAUGUUAAAAUCCAGUAAUUGGCAUUUUUUUAUUUAUUGGAUGUCUGUAUUGUUUUUGGGCAAUUUGGGAGUCAGUUUAUAAACCAAAACACUUUCUCAGUGGUAAAAAUAAAUAGGAGCUUUGAAAAUGACACUGCACAAGACCUUGAAUAUUGGUGAUUUGCAACUGCAAUUUCAGAACUCCAAAACUCUCUAAAGUUA
Molecule: messenger RNA, 9356 nt
Organism: Pseudophryne corroboree (corroboree frog)
Lineage: Eukaryota; Metazoa; Chordata; Amphibia; Anura; Myobatrachidae
Gene: YTHDF3
Product: YTH N6-methyladenosine RNA binding protein F3
Exons: 5
Coding region: 413-2137 (574 amino acids)
Biological process (GO): mRNA destabilization
Cellular component (GO): cytoplasm
Molecular function (GO): mRNA binding; N6-methyladenosine-containing RNA reader activity
Source: RefSeq, a predicted model, not a curated record